Ramularia collo-cygni is the source of this 1149-nucleotide messenger RNA. RefSeq names its product probable mitochondrial phosphate carrier protein. The transcript has 4 exons. Gene Ontology annotation, molecular function: phosphate transmembrane transporter activity. The coding region runs from base 1 to 1149 and encodes 382 amino acids. NCBI's taxonomy places the organism in Eukaryota, Fungi, Ascomycota, Dothideomycetes, Mycosphaerellales, Mycosphaerellaceae. The record is from RefSeq and is a predicted model, not a curated record. Gene Ontology annotation, cellular component: mitochondrial inner membrane. Gene Ontology annotation, biological process: mitochondrial phosphate ion transmembrane transport.
AUGCCUUCCCUAUUCCCAUCUGCCAGCGCUUUGAGCGCUACAUUUGCCCAUGCAUCACCUUAUGCAUCACCCAAAAGAGAGCCCGCUUCGGCCCAGCGAAAGGACAUUUCCCAUUUAUAUGGCUCCUGGAGCGUUACGGAAGACGCGAAGAACAAGGCGACCCAGCUCAGCGAUGCUGCCCAAGCUGAAUUGACCAAAGCCUCCAAGGCUGCACAAGCCAAAGCCGGGACCAUUGAGCUUUAUAGUCCCAAGUACUACGCAACAUGUACCUUUGGUGGUCUCAUGGCUUGCGGCGCCACGCAUUGGGCGGUGACUCCCCUCGAUCUUGUCAAGUGCCGUCGUCAAAUCGACGGAAAGCUCUACAAAGGCAACGUCGACGGCUGGCGUAAAAUCAUCAAAGCAGAGGGUGUACGAGGACUGUACACCGGAGGCUCGCCUACAUUCUUUGGAUAUUCAGUACAAGGAGCCUUCAAGUAUGGCUUCUACGAGUUCUUCAAAAAGUUCUACUCCGACCAAGUCGGCGCCGAGAAUGCCGAAAAAUACAAAACCUACGUCUACCUCGCCGGGUCCGCCUCCGCAGAAUUCAUCGCAGACAUUGGUCUCUGUCCUCUCGAAGCCGUCAAAGUCCGCAUGCAAACCACCAUGCCACCAUUCGCCAACGGAGCCUGGGAUGGAAUCAGCAAGAUCGUCGCUACUGAAGGAGUCGCUGGGUUAUACAAAGGCAUUGCACCUCUUUGGGGCCGCCAAAUCCCUUAUACCAUGAUGAAAUUCGCCUCAUUCGAAACCAUCGUUGAACAAAUCUACGCAACCCUCCCCGGCCAGAAAUCCGACUACAAUUCCCUCCAACAGACCGGCGUGGCAUUCAGCGGUGGAUACCUCGCGGGAAUCCUCUGUGCGAUUGUCAGUCAUCCCGCGGACGUCAUGGUUAGUAAAUUGAAUGCCAAUCGACAAGCCGGAGAAGGUUUUGGCCAGGCUGUUGGGAGGAUUUAUAAAGAUAUAGGGUUUUCAGGACUGUGGAACGGUCUACCCGUGAGGAUUGUGAUGAUUGGGACGCUUACGGGGUUGCAGUGGAUGAUUUAUGAUAGUUUUAAGAUUUUUAUGGGGUUGCCUACUACGGGUGGGGGGAAAGUUGAGGAGGGGGAAAAGUGA